AUGUCAGCACGCACAAGCCAUUGCAAACACAUGCAAACACGUACACAUACGCUGUGCCAGCUUGACAUCUCCCGGCGCGGUGGCUUCUCUGUGGGCCAGCGUGUAAAGGCCCGCUACCUUUCUGGCAGCUUCUACACAGCCACGAUCGAGGGCUUCUUGGCUGAGGGCAAAGUGCUGCUGCAGUGGGCCGAUGGUGAUGCGAACGACCGGAAGAAGUCGCCGGAGGAGCUGGUCCCCUGCGAUGCAUCCGGGCAUCCCUUGGGUAGUGCUGCCGAGGCCGCUGCGCGCCGGGACACCAAGGAGGCACAGACAAAGGUCGAGACGGAGGCGCCGGCGCCUGCACCGCCGAAGGCAGAGCUGACGCCCGCAGAGCGGGCCCAGGCGGAACGGAUCCGCGAGUUCCAGCGCCAGCGCCAGGGCGGAGAGCCAAAGGCGCCUGCCGAGCCGGCUCCAGCAGCUGCGCCAGCACCGCUGCUGCAGAAGGAGCCUUCGGCCGGAGAGUUGCCAGCUGCAGAGCGGCAAAAGCUGGAGGAACGGCUGCAAGUGCUGCGGGUGCAAUACUUCAGGCUCCAUGAGCAGAUCUCCGCAGACACCGCCUCAACGGAGAAGGAGAUGCAAGAACUGGUGCAGAGCGGCGCCGGUGAAAAGGAGCUCAUGAACUUCCGCAGUGAGCGCCUGAGUUUGCAAAGUGGCCAGCGGCUCGCAGCUUUGCAGAUCUCGAAACAGAUCAGCGAAGUGGAGCAGAAGUUGAACCCCGACCGCGGGCUCAGGAGCGAGCCAGAAACGAACGGCACUAAGGCCAAGGCCCGGCGCAUGAUGGGCGGCUAUCCUUCGGCUUCGUGUGCUGGGGAGGACCGCUCCCCGUCUCGCAGGCAACUCGACAUGCCUGGCAUAUUUGCGCCUGUGGCCCCGGAAGUGGGAGCUCGUGCAGGCAUUUCAGAAUGCGCCGCCCUCACCUGCUCGAUUUGCUUCAACAUCUUCGAGGAGCCGGUUACCUUGCCUCUGUGCGGCCACAGCUUUUGUCUGCGCUGUGUCAGAGGAGUGGCCGCUUGCCCCGUCUGCCGGGGACCCAUCGUGGAGGAACUGCCACCUGUUCCCAACUACACUCUCCGGGCUCUUCUGGAGGAGAUGCAACUGUCGAGACCUUGCGUUGAGAUAGCAGCCUGCGCCGACGGAUGGCAGCAGCUACGUGCUAAGGCCAGGAUCCACCAGCGAUGCAUGGCCUGCGAAGAAUAUCACUGUGAUGGGAUUUUCGGGUUUUGUUCGGUGUGCCUUGAUGCCGUCCGCCGAAUGAGCACCAGGCGGUUGCUAACCGCCGACGACAUCUUCCGCACACUUCCGGUCGAGGAAGUUCUGGAGAAGACUCGGCAGGCCAACCACCAAGCAAAGUUGUUCAACAGCCUGGAGUACCAAAGAAGAUACCUGGACGGAGUCAUUCCUCCUCUUCCUCAGCCAGUAUUUAUGCCAGGGCCGAUGUUCCGCAACCUCGUGGGAUCGGUGAAGAAGGGCCUCGAACCGCAGGCCUUGGCGGAGAAGUUGUCUGAGCUUGAGCACCCCGUCUUGUCCUCUGAGCAGUCGGAGUCGCUGCUGGAGAUCCUGCUGCAGGCGGUUGCCGACCCUUCGCGCGUCUACGAGUAUGAGCACAUCAUCUGUAGCCGUGUACUCGACUUCUGGAACCUUGCUGGGAACACAACCGGAGGAUGCUACUACGGCCUCACAUACGUUGAGGAUGCGCGACCCCUCACCCAGGGUGAUGCGAAGGAGCAGAUUUUUCUCCGCUGGCAUCGGAACUCUCAGUCCUUUCAGGAAGCCCGCAUGGACAGGAACACGCAGGAGUUCAUGAGGAGGAAGUUGCAGGCAUGA
Symbiodinium sp. CCMP2456 is the source of this 1863-nucleotide messenger RNA. The record is from the annotation of a GenBank genome assembly. NCBI's taxonomy places the organism in Eukaryota, Dinophyceae, Suessiales, Symbiodiniaceae.